CGCAGAACCACCAGUCAUGUCCAAGACCACAGAGCCCCAGACACACAUAUCCAGCAGGCAGCGAUGUCCGCAGGCCAAUGGACUGGAGAGCCUGGCGUCUCUGGUGCGUUCUGUGGAAGAAACCCCUGAGCCCAUCCCCACCACCAUCAAGGGAACAAUUCCAACAUGGAUCAAUGGGAGCUUCCUGAGAAAUGGUCCUGGAAAAUUUGAAUUUGGGAAAGACAGGUACACCCACUGGUUCGAUGGCAUGGCCAUGAUGCACCGUUUCCACAUCUGUGAGGGCAGUGUCACAUACAGCAGCCGCUUCCUGCGGAGUGACUCAUAUGUCCUCAACUCAGAGAAGAACCGCAUUGUGGUGUCAGAGUUUGGGACAUUAGCGAUGCCUGAUCCCUGCAAGAACAUCUUUGCACGCUUCUUUUCGCGCUUUCAGAUUCCCAAGGCCACAGAUAACGCCAGCGUGAACUUUGUCAAGUACAAGGGAGACUAUUAUGUCAGCACAGAAACCAACUACAUGAGACGAGUCGAUCCGCAAAGUCUGGAGACAAAGGAGAAGGUGGACUGGAGUCAAUACAUCGCUGUCAACUCAGCCACAGCUCACCCACACUAUGACCGUGAGGGGGCCACGUACAACAUGGGAAACUCCUACGGCAAAAAUGGUUUCUUCUACAACAUCAUCCGUGUGCCUCCUCCUGAGGACAAAGCAUCAAAGGAAGACUCUGCAGACCUGACUGGGGCCAAAGUGAUCUGCUCCAUCCGUGCAGCUGAACCCAGGAAACCUUCCUAUUAUCACAGCUUUGUCAUGUCGGAGAACUACAUUGUGUUCAUUGAGCAGCCAAUCAAGCUGGACCUGCUGAAGUUCAUGCUGUACAGAAUCCAGGGGAAGAGCUUUCACAAAGUCAUGUCAUGGGAGCCUCAGUAUGACACCAUCUUCCACCUGGUCAACAGGCACACUGGCAAGGAGAGCGAGGUGAAGUACCGUGCAGCGCCCAUGUUCACUCUUCAUCAGAUCAACGCUUAUGAGGACAACGGGUUCUUGGUUAUGGACAUGUGCUGUGGGGACGAUGGCGAGGUCAUCGGAGACUUCACACUGGAGAACCUCCGCAGAGAAUCGGGAGAGGAGAUGGACAAGUUUUACAACUCGUUGUGCAGAAACCUUCCAAGGAGAUACGUCCUGCCCCUGACUGUGGAUGAACAUGCUCCUUUGGACCAAAACCUUGUCACUCUGCAUAACUGUAAAGCCACAGCGAAGAAGGCGAAACCAGGAGAGGUUUACAUGACCCAUGAAGAGCUUCACAACGACGAGCUGCUGCAGUACGGUGGCCUCGAGUUCCCUCAGAUCAACUACGAGCACUACAACGGCAGACCGUACCGCUACUUCUACUCCUGUGGCUUUGGACACGUCUUCAGCGACUCCCUGCUCAAGAUGGAUGUCCACACCAAGGAGCUUAAGGUGUGGCGUUAUCCCGGCUUGUACCCGUCUGAGCCUGUCUUUGUUGCUUCGCCCAAAGCUACUGAGGAAGAUGAUGGAGUGGUUUUGUCAGUCAUCAUCACACCCAGACAAGAAAAAAGUACUUUCCUGCUCGUUCUGGAUGCCAAGACCUUCACUGAACUGGGCAGAGCUGAGGUCCCUGUCAAUAUCCCAUACGGCACCCACGGUGUAUUUAACGAGAUGGGCUAGAUGUGCCACUGCUUGCAACUCGAUGGUAAAUUGCUGAAACUAGCAACCAACCACGUUAUCCACAGAAUAGAAUAUCACUGUUGAUGUCAUUGCCUGUAAAACCCCUGAACUGUAAACGAAAGAUGAAAAGAAACAAGAGCUGGGACAAAACUGCAGACUCAUGGUAUUUGUUGGUGCCUCCUUGACAGAAAUAGGUGCAUGUCCUCGGUGUGUGCUGCCAUUACAGUAAGAAAGACGGCAAUCUUUUAUAGACUAACAAGACAGAAAGCCCAGCAUGGCGUGAGCACACUGAUAAAGUUUGUCCUCUGUGUGUUCCUAUGUGCUCUUGUAAGAUUUUGAAACAGCGUUUAGAUCAUGACCAGAUUGCCAUGCAGAUGGUGCUUACUUGGAAGGACCAAUACUUUGUGUGGAAAAUAUUUAGAAAAAAUACAUGAAAGUCAAUACACAUACGCAUUAGAAUAAAAUCCAUUUCUCUUUUUUUCUGUUUAAACCCAAAGUGUUUUUGCAUCAUCACGCCACUGGAAACGCUAUACUCCCAGUGAGGACAGAACAGCACUUAGGACACAUAAAAAUGCAUCAGAGGAAAUUCAAUUUCUGUCAAAGUAAUGUGAUAGAAAUGGACAACGUCUGAAAUGCCUGGAAAACAAAUGGAUCUAACUGGUCGAUAGCCACCGGAGAGUCUAGCAGAGGUCACAUCAGAAAUAUAGUGCUUUUUAUACGCUGAAAACAAACCAAAACAAAGUUGACAUACACAUAAACACCGAUACGUAGGACCUUGUGUGUGAACAAGAGCAGCUUGUUGUUUCAUUGUAUUAAAGCGUGAACUCAACAGAACAGUGCAGAACAGAAAACACGGGCCCUUCCCAGAAUGUGAAGUAGCCUACAGCUGCACUUGUCACUCCACCGUCUCCACAAUUGACUUUACUGAUGCUUGUUUCAUUGGCUAUUUUCCCUCUCACAUUGACCUGAACAGACUGAUUUGAACUGACUACGGGCUCUGCACCUGAUACAGGCUGUGUGAAAGCUGAGAGGCUUCAAAUAAAAUAUGACCCAUAUAU
Messenger RNA from Toxotes jaculatrix (banded archerfish), 2736 nucleotides. RefSeq names its product beta-carotene 15, 15-dioxygenase 2, like (gene bco2l). Lineage: Eukaryota; Metazoa; Chordata; Actinopteri; Toxotidae. The transcript is spliced from 12 exons. Bases 17 to 1678 code for a protein of 553 amino acids. Gene Ontology annotation, biological process: carotene catabolic process; retinal metabolic process. Gene Ontology annotation, cellular component: mitochondrion. Gene Ontology annotation, molecular function: beta-carotene 15,15'-dioxygenase activity; carotenoid dioxygenase activity. The record is from RefSeq and is a predicted model, not a curated record.